AUGCAAGCUUCGACAGCUCGGCAAGCUCUGGGUCCGUGCGCGUUGAUACGCUGUCGGUGCGUGAUAGGGGGUGAAGCGGCGGGUGCGGCUGCAGACACGGUGGGAGGCGCGGCGGCGGGCGCGGUAGUGAGGACGGCAGCGGGCACUACAGCGGGCGCGGCGGUGGGCGUGGCGGCGAGCACGGCGGUGGGUGCGGCGGCGGGCGUGGCAGCGGAUGCGCCGGUGGGAUCGGCGGCGGAUGCGGCGGUGGGCAUGGCGGCGGAGCGGCGACGGGCCCGGCGGCGGAUGCGGCGACGGGCGCAGUGGUGGCCGCGGUGGGUGCAGCGGUGA
Parnassius apollo (apollo) is the source of this 330-nucleotide messenger RNA. The record is from the annotation of a GenBank genome assembly. NCBI's taxonomy places the organism in Eukaryota, Metazoa, Arthropoda, Insecta, Lepidoptera, Papilionidae.